UGUAUUCAGCGCGCGUUCCAACGAGACGUCGUUGCGUCACUCUGUUCAAUAAUUCAAAAAACUAUUGCAAAUUCGAUUAUCUCCUGUUGCGUCUUAUCAGAAUCGAAUUGUGCAGAUUUCAGAACAUUCUUUUAACUAUUUUAUUUUCAAUUAACUGGCAAAGUUAUUGAGACCUUUGCGUGACUUUCCAAGAUUACGAUAAUGACGCGAAUCCACAAUGACGGCGCAUGCUUGAUAUCGACUUCCAGCAGCAACAGCCUUGCGAAACGCAGUCACAACCGCAGCAGCAACAGCAACAGGGAAUGAGUGUGAAUGGGAUAUGGGGGAUAGAAACAAUUCUAAUGAUCCACUCUCGCGGCGGAAAAUUCCGGCACUGGAGUCCGAGAGGAAAGGGGGCCGCAGGGUUGAAAGGGUUUAACAGACGAGCGACCCUCUCAGCCGGAUAGAACGUGAAUAUAAUUAGUCGGACGCGUUUUGAUUAAUAUAAUUAGCUCGCGUCACGAACGAUUUAUUUCGCAUCGACGGUCAAUUUAAUUUAUAAUCGACACUGUCCAUUUUUAUUCCGUUGCUUUUCCUUUUUUCGUGACCAUUUCGAGUCUCGAAUCGAAAACUUUUUAAUUGGCAUGCACGGGACGCGCCGAUUCGCGAUUUAAUUAUGAAAAUUACCGUCCGCCGCAGAUUUACGGUGGUCAUAAUUAAUUUCGCCGGAACGGUAACGCGAGGCUCGCGUGUCUCGAUUAAUUUACGAUUUAAACCGGAUCCUUGCCCUUAAUUUCUCGUCUGCGCGCGGAAUGCUACACGAUCUAAAAUAAACGCGCCGCCAUAUUAUAGGAAUUGAUGUAAAAUAGAGGUAUUAAUAGAAAAUCCGCGACACGCCGAUCGAUACGGUUGUGGGGGGUAAGAAAAUAAUUUUCAACUUACCACCGACUUUCAAGAUGGGAAUUGGAUUAAUGAUUCAUUUGUAAGAGAAGUUUCGACUGAGGCAUCGUGCGAUGCGCUCAGUGCUGGAGUUAAUUUGACAUCACAUGAUAUCAACCGGAAAAUCUAAAAACAAAUUUUGUUCACAAACACGGUUGAAAAUAAUUUUUCCUUAAGAUGUCUGCCUCGAAAGUGUUAAACAGCGUCUGGAUUAUCGGAAACAAGAAUACCGUGCGUCGUGGCAAACAUCGUUUCCCGUAGGUGCGGACGGGAAUUGGCAAGAAGAGAAUGGCGAGAGGAGGGGUGCGGAACGUCGAGGAGGGUGAAUUUGCGGAGCAAACAGACCACGGUGUCAAUGCACGUAUCUUUCUGAUCGACGGACCGCUCCGCCCAGGGUAAAACGACUCUGUCCACCCUUGAAGUAAUGUGAGUGGUCUAAUUCAUUAAUACAGGGUGCCAUCGAAAUUGUGAUGGGGCUGAGAAAGGGGUGAAUGUGAAAUAUUAAUGAAAAGUUUGCACGAUGUCAGUAUAAAAAUAUGCGCAUAGUUUGAAGGGUUUUAAAUAUAUAGCAACGUUUGUUAGUAAAUGUUUAGUUUAAUAUAGGGUGUUAUUAAAAUUGUGAUGGGGGUGAGAAAGGGGUGAAUGUGCAAUAUUAAUGAAAAGUUUGCAGGAUGUCAGUAUAAAAUAAACAGUUUAGAGAAUUAUAAAUAUCUAAUAAUAUUUAUCAAUAUAAUAUAUAGUAAUAUAUAUUUAGUUCGAAAUGAAAUAAAAAUUUUAAUAAUUCCAUUAAUAAUUAACUUAUAACAUUUUUUUAUACACUUAACGAAGAAUAAAUGAUUCAAUAACACUACUAAUAAUAGCUGACUGUUUUAAAUAGUGUAACAAAAUAAACUCAACAAAAAGUGUUAACCCUUUAGUCCUCAGUGACACACUGUUUAUUACAAACACAUUCAUUCCUCUUCCAACUAUAUAACUUAACUAACAACAUUCCAAAAAUAAAUAUCUCCAAAAAGCUUCCCAAACCUAGGGGGUUCACUAUCCAACCAAAAAACACCAAACCUCCGCAUAUUUCACAAAAACCUUUAUACAUAUUCCAACUAUACAACUUAUCUAACAUAUUCCAAAAACAAAUACAUCCCUCGAAAGACUUUCUACCCCAAAGAUUACCCCGUCCGAGCAGCAGACACCCCCAAAAUUCCGCUUCAACCGGGAUGAGCGAAACAGUAGCUCAAACACAGUCUCCGCGAACAAAGCCGAUCGCGUUAAUAGACGCCGCAAGUUCAUCAGGAAAUCGAACGGUGCACAAUGCACCACCUGUCAGCCCCCCCAGGUCCGCCAGAUUGUAAACAAAAUCGAGGGGUUGCCCGAGGGUGAGGAGAAGAAGCGGAAGCUGGAGGGGGAAGGUGGCGCGAGACUGCGAGAGGUGUCCGUGGUGCUCGUCAGUAGCACCGCGGUCACAGAUCCUUUCGGAGCUGAGAACCAAUCCCAUCAGCUGCGAGAGACCCUGCACCUACCACACGUCCAUCAACAUCUCGAGCAACAUCCGCUCGUCCAGCCGACAACGAUCAAACAGACUGAAAGUCGAUCUAUCAAUUUGGAGGAUCAUCUUAGAGGAUCGUCCUGGUAGCUAACGCACGAAGUGUCCUUCAUCGAUGAUCAGCAAAGUGGAUGAUUAGACGACCCUGACUCCUCGCGAAUCAGAGGAUCACCGUUUCGCCUUGGUUUCGUUGUAAUGGUACAUUGAUCGCCGCGGAGUGCAUCACACACACCGCCUUGAUCGGGAGCAGCCGCGAUGUCAACGUUACACCGGUCGUUGACACAGUUCCCGGGUUGAGAAUCGGACGUUUCUCCGUCGCUCCAGUUCGCCCAGAACCGACUGAGGACCACCGAGCCGCUCGGCCCACAGGACCUAGCAUGAAGUCCGAGGGCAACAACGGGUACAUCAGGGCCACUGUCAUCAACGAGCAGAACGAUGGCCCGACUGGCUCCGCUCAGGAGACACCUGCCGCUAAUCCUGUUCAGGUGACUUACGUGCCACAUGGCAACACCACGAUCACGGCUCUCCAUCAUCCUGGAAACGAUCGGAGGCCGAUCAGCGGCAUGGCGAGGGCCGCGUCGAUCACGCGCAGAUGGAGAGAGCCGGUCAACAGGCAGCAAUUGCUCGGUGUGCUAGCCGUCACACUCCUCGCCAAUUGCCUUUUCAUUCUUCUGCUGCUGGCGCUGAACACGAGCGGCGAGUGCGUGCAGGAGCCCCGUCCGAACGUCUGCAUGACGGAGGAGUGCGUCAGAACAGCGGCAAGUUUAUUAUCAGCGAUGGACCGUACCGCAGCGCCUUGCGUGAAUUUCUUUCAAUACGCCUGCGGCGCUUGGAACCAGCUGCACGUGAUACCGGAAGACAGAAGUUCCAUCAGCACGUUCGAGGUCCUCGCUGAUCAGCUUCAAGUGAGUCUGAAACGAGUCCUCGAGGAGCCGCCGAAUAACGAGGACAACAAUGCCACCCUGAAGGCGAAGAUGUUCUACAAAUCGUGCAUGGACAUCCCUCGAAUCAGAGAGAUCGGCGACGCUCCUUUGAAGAGGACCCUAAAUCACCUCGGUGGGUGGCCAGCAGUGGUUGGUCCAUCCUGGAAACCGCCGGCGUUCUCGAUCGAGAAGCUCUUGGGUCGCUUGCGCGGCGAGUACAACGUGGGCGUGCUGCUGGAGCAAUGGGUCGGCCCGGACGACAAGAACUCCUCAGCCAACAUCCUCCAGCUGGACCAGAUGCAGCUCGCUUUGCCCAGCAGGGACUACUACCUGAAGAAGAGCAGCGAGGCAGCGUUGAAAGCUUACCACCGGUACAUGACCAGCGUCGCUGUGUUGCUGGGCGCGGACCCUCAGACUGCUGCGGAGGAGUUCGAGAAAGUGAUCGCCUUGGAGAAGCAAUUGGCCAAUGCCUCCCUGCCGGAAGCGGAUAGACACGACACCUCCGCGAUUUACCGGAAGCUGACCCUCCGCGAGCUGCAGUACGAGAUACCGCAGCUGCAGUGGCAGGUGUACCUGCAGGAGUUCAUCAACGCGAACGUAACCGAGCAGGAGCCGAUCGUAGCAUAUGGGAUGCAGUACUUCGUACAGAUGGGUCGCAUCAUAACGAAGACAGACCGCAGAACCCUGCACAACUACAUCCUCUGGAGACUGGUGAUGUCCAUAAUGCCGCACAUGAUAGACGAGUACCAGCAGAAGAGGGUAGAAUUCAGGAAGAUCCUCCUGGGGAUACUCAGCGAGAGGAACAGGUGGGCCGAGUGCGUCGAGUGGACCAACAAGAAGCUGGGCAUGGCGGUUGGAGCACUGUUCAUACGUGACAACUUCAAUCACGAGAGCAAGGAGACCGCGCUGGAGAUGAUCCGCACGAUACGGGAGGCGUUCAACGAACUACUAGCAGAGAAUCACUGGAUGGACGACGAGACCAGAGCUGUAGCUAAGAGCAAGGCUGACUCGAUGAUCGAGAGGAUAGGGUAUCCGGAGUUCCUCAAAGACCCCGUGGAGCUAUCCAACGAGUACGUAACGCUAAACAUAUCUGAGAACCAGUUCCUAGAGAACGUUCUGGCUGUGCUGAAGUACGACGCUUACCAUAACCUCCAGAAACUCCGGAAACCCGUGGACAAGGAGAAGUGGUCCACUGAGCCAGCUGUGGUGAACGCCUUUUACAACCCUAACAAGAACGAUAUUGUGUUCCCGGCGGGAAUACUACAGCCACUCUUUUAUUCUCAGCACUUCCCGAAGUCAUUGAACUACGGUGGCAUCGGCGUGGUAAUUGGCCACGAGAUCACGCACGGUUUCGAUGACAAGGGGCGACAGUUCGAUAAAGAUGGUAACAUGAUGCACUGGUGGAAUAACGCCACUGUGGGCGCUUUUCGGAAAAGGGCUGAGUGCAUUGUCAAUCAGUACUCCAGUUACAAGCUCCAAGAUGUCGACUUGUACAUCAACGGGAGGAUGACACAGGGAGAGAACAUCGCAGACAAUGGAGGACUCAAGCAGUCGUUCAGGGCAUACAAGAAAUGGGUGUCCAUUCAUGGGGAGGAACCUCUGCUUCCUGGCAUCAAUCUCACCCACGACCAGCUGUUCUUCCUAAAUUAUGCUCAGAUCUGGUGUGGGUCCAUGAGGCCAGAGGACGCUCUAACAAAAAUCAGAAGCAGCGUUCACUCUCCCGGGCCCAUUAGAGUUUUGGGUCCUCUUUCGAACAGCGAAGACUUCGCUAGGGCCUAUGACUGUCCGCCUGGCUCUCCGAUGAACCCAACGCAUAAAUGCAGUGUUUGGUAAUGGUGGAGUCGUCCCGAGACAGGGCGAAGCAGAAUGGCACAACAAUUUUCUUACUACGAGUCGAAGAUGAAGAAUUCCGAAGAGGACGUCGCAAGACCAGCUUGUUCAGUUCGUUUCAAUUGUCAACCACGAUGGGACCACAGAAGACUAGCAUUUAAUCGCCGUGGUACACCGUGGCGUGAAUCUCGUUGCACAGAAGAAGUUCUGCGGAAAGAACUCGAUUGUCCUCGAAGGAAUGAUAUCGGGGCAUCGGUGCGAGUGUGCAUUGAGCGUGUCCGGAUGUGCGUUUCAACGUAACAGUGUCAGCCUAAAAUCCCACGGACAAAGAGUAUAUACUAUAGCUAUUAUGCGAAUCGUUUUGCGGCGAAGAAACGGAGGCAAACGGGAAACAACGUGCGGCAUUCGCGCGUAUUCCGUCUGUGCUUGUCCGCCGCCUACUACCCAUCGGUUACAUCGUUCUCCAGAUGUUACAAUUAUUGUUAAUUGAAACUCGGACACGACCGACGAUAUUUCAGCGAAACUUCAAAUUGUGUACAAACCGACGCUAAUGGAUUUCGAAACGUAUUCGAAGAUAUUUGCUUGAAUCUAA
This is a messenger RNA of Nomia melanderi (Alkali bee), 5800 nucleotides long. The record is from RefSeq and is a predicted model, not a curated record. Lineage: Eukaryota; Metazoa; Arthropoda; Insecta; Hymenoptera; Halictidae.